AUGGUGAAGUCAUCAUCGUGUAGCGAGAAACUAGCAGGGUUGAAGAAAGGGCCAUGGACUCCCGAGGAAGACCAGAAGCUUAUGUCUUAUAUUCAUCUGCACGGCCAUGGAAGCUGGUCUUCCUUGCCUGCAAGAGCUGGACUCCGAAGAUGUGUGAAGAGCUGCAGACUGAGAUGGACUAAUUAUCUAAGACCUGACAUCAAACGAGGCAACUUCAGCUUGCGGGAAGACCAGACCAUUAUUCAACUUCAUGCUCUUCUCGGAAACAAGUGGUCGUUAAUAGCACAUCACUUGCCGAAGAGAACGGAUAACGAGAUCAAGAACUAUUGGAACACCUGCCUUAAGAAGAAGCUCACCAGAAUGGGCAUCAACCCCACCACCGACAAGCCCGUAGACGACGCCGCCAACCUCUGCCAUAUGGCUCAGUGGGAGACUGCUCGGCUCGAAGCCGAAGCCAGGCAAGUCAAAGGCUAUUCAAAAAUGCAGCUCCAGAACCAGCUCGGCUCCUCCUCCUCCCAGCUUUCACUGACUCGGCUCAAUUCAUGGUCGUCCGCCAUGUCGAAUCCCUCAACAGAGAACACCCCCAAAGCGCAUAGCAUGUACGCCAUGAUGCUCGCCACCGACGACGUCGAGUCGCCGGCGUCCACGUUGAGCUUCCCGGACACUGUCCCUCCCAACUCCAAAUGUACUGAUAGUAACAAUACAUUUGGGCUGAUCAAUCAGAGUUCAUUUCCUUCUUCCUCCACCACCGUCGCAAAUGACAGUGGAAUCAUGAAAGAAGCGAGCGACAGUGAAAACAUAGUUGGAGGCUUGGGAGACAAGGACAAUGUUAUGGUGGCUGUGGAAGCAUUUAGAUCAACAAGGUAUGACUGUAGCUCCAUGGAAGGUAUCCAUAAUGAUGAUCUGUUGGUGUAUGGAUUUAGUGAGAUGUCACCACAACAAAACUUGGAUGUUUCAAGUUUUGGAGAUGAUUGGGAAGCCAUUCUUGACCUGGUCCAUGGUUAG
This is a messenger RNA of Neltuma alba, 1005 nucleotides long. RefSeq names its product transcription factor MYB16-like. The record is from RefSeq and is a predicted model, not a curated record. Lineage: Eukaryota; Viridiplantae; Streptophyta; Magnoliopsida; Fabales; Fabaceae. The transcript has 4 exons. The coding region runs from base 1 to 1005 and encodes 334 amino acids.